UUUUAAUUUCCUAAGCGACCCUACAUUAUUUACUUCCGUGUUUUGGUUCUUGACAAACAAAACAAUGAUUGUCCGUGCAUUAUUUUGCAUCGUUGCAUCUGCAGCAACUGUAUACACGUUGUUUACUAUUCUGCAGUUUGCAAAGUUUCUUUCUUUCUUGAAUUUUCCCCAAAAUGACUCGGAUGCGUCAACCUUUACAAUGUUUACCAUUGAUGUUUGUCUGGUUGUAUUAUUUAUGGCCCAGCACAGUGGUCUUGCCUCUCCUACGUAUGGCAACAAGAUGGAUGAUUGGGGUUUAUCUCCCAUUUCAAGGACUGUGUAUGUGCUCACCUCAGCCUUGAUGCUUCAGUUGCUGAUGUAUCUAUGGCAACCUAUUCCUGAGGUGCAUUUCUGGGUGAUUGAUAUUUCGGAGAGUCCAUUUCUUGCCCUGUUCUUUACAGUCCUCCAUUUUGUUUUGUGGAUAGUUUUCUUCCUGCAAGUACUGGUGUAUGAACCUUUACAUUUGAUAGGACUUAGACAGGUUUAUGACUAUAUAAAGAACUCACAGACUGCACAGACUUACCUCAGCCCACGUCUAAGACUUCUUCUAGCACAGAUGCCACACUCUGGGGCCGGUUGUUUUAUUGCGAUUCUAUGGUUACAGCCGUACAUGACGUUUGACAGGAUGAUUCUAGCUACAGUGUUUACAGCUUAUCUUUGCUGCUCAUUAUCACUUACACAAAAAGACUAUGAGUAUGUAAAGAAAUGUGCUUGGUCUACAAAAACUGUUCAUACUGUCUCAUACAGGGCCAAGAGAGUAAAUUAAUCAAUGAUUAAGAAAUAUUUAAUGCUUCAGCUUCAUGGCAGCAUAAGUUUGGUAGAUUAGGUGUCAUAUAAUAUGCCAAUUUAGGUUAGAUGUCAUAUAAUAUGCCAAUUUAGAUUAGGUGUCAUAUAAUAUGCCAAUUUAGAUUAGGUGUCAUAUAAUGGACCUUUCCGGCUUUUCGUAGCAGAACAUUUAGCCACACCUUUUCCAUUCAUUGCUAGGCCAACUGCUCACAAACAGUAUCACAAACAUAAGCAUGUGUUCUUUUGUACAAACCAGGUCAACCAGUGACUCUGUAUUAUCUCAGUGUAGCAAUUGGAUAACAAAGUUAGCCAAUUUACAUAAAACUCAUAAUAAACACUGGAAAGGUCCAUAUGUCAAUUUGGCUAAGUUUGUGUUCAUUUUUUAUAUGUAUCUUACAUGUGUUUUGGUGCUUUUUAUUUAGUUAUUAAUUAUAUUGCAAAUAUUGCAAAUAUCUUGCAAAUAUCUUGCAAAUACAAAUCAAAUGUGUUCACCUGUUGGAGUGAUAAUUAAUGAACAGAAACUGAUAAUUUCUUAUAUUUUUCAAAUCUAAAGGUGCAUAACUCUACCAAAAUCAUCAAAGGAUGACCAAAGUAGAACUUGACCUGGGCAAUCCU
Ruditapes philippinarum (Manila clam) is the source of this 1440-nucleotide messenger RNA. Its product is annotated as nurim-like. The record is from RefSeq and is a predicted model, not a curated record. Gene Ontology annotation, cellular component: nuclear membrane. Lineage: Eukaryota; Metazoa; Mollusca; Bivalvia; Venerida; Veneridae. Bases 65 to 805 code for a protein of 246 amino acids. The transcript has 4 exons.